GUGACGUCAUCAUUCCAAACAGAGCGAGGAGGGGGAGACACUCAAGCAGGAAGCAUCGCCCUUUUCUCCUCCUUUUCGGCCAUGGACUCGGACGAGGAGUACCUUUACGACUGUGACAGCGGGAACGAGUCGAGCGGGGACGACGUGGGGCUUGACUUUGAGAUCGAGGGCGAGGGUGAAGGAGGAGGAGGAGGGAGGUACAGGGACACCGAGGAGUACCCUUACGAGGUGCUCUCCACGGAGGACAUUACCAGGCACAUGAUUGACUGCAUUAAGGAGGUCAACAGUGUGGUCAACAUACCUGUAACAACGCAAGUGCCGGUCAGAACCAGUAACGGAAUGGAAGAAUGUGAAAUCUGCUUCCUAAACAUGCCCUCAGCUAUGAUGACGGGCAUAGAGUGUGGCCACCGGUUUUGUACCAACUGCUGGACCGAGUACCUCACCACAAAGAUCAUCGACGAGGGCAUGGGCCAGACCAUCUCCUGCGCUGCCCACUCCUGCUCCAUCCUUGUUGACGACCACACCGUCAUGAGGUUAAUCGUUGAUGCCAAGGUUAAGCUUAAGUACCAGCACCUCAUCACCAAAAGCUUUGUGGAGUGCAACAGACUGCUGCGCUGGUGUCCCUACCCAGACUGUAACUAUGCAAUCAAGGUGCAGUACCCAGACGCGCGGCCGGUCAUGUGCAAGUGCCGCAAUGUCUUCUGCUUCAACUGCGGCGAGAACUGGCACGACCCCGUCAAGUGCCACCUCCUACGGCGCUGGAUCAAGAAGUGUGACGACGACUCCGAGACCUCCAACUGGAUUGCUGCCAACACCAAGGAGUGUCCAAAGUGUAAAGUGACGAUUGAGAAGGAUGGCGGCUGUAACCACAUGGUGUGCAAGAACCAGAGUUGUAAAGCCGACUUCUGCUGGGUGUGUUUAGGACCGUGGGAGCCUCAUGGAUCUUCUUGGUAUGCCUGUAACCGUUACGACGAGGACGAGGCAAAGCAGGCACGGGACGCCCAAGAGAAGUCCCGGGCUGCUCUGCAACGCUACCUCUUCUACUGCAACCGCUACAUGAACCACAUGCAGUCCCUCAAGUUUGAGCACAAGCUGUACGCCUCAGUCAAGGAGAAGAUGGAGGAGAUGCAGCAACACAACAUGUCCUGGAUAGAGGUUCAGUUCCUCAAGAAGGCAGUGGACAUCCUGUGUGAGUGCCGACAGACCCUCAUGUUCACCUACGUCUUUGCCUACUACCUGAGGAAGAACAACCAGUCCGUAAUAUUCGAGGACAACCAGAAGGACGUUGAGAGUGCCACAGAGACCCUCAGUGAGUACCUCGAGAGGGACAUCACGCAGGAGAACUUGGCAGACAUCAAGCAGAAGGUCCAAGACAAGUACAGAUACUGUGAUCAGCGGCGGAGAAAGCUGCUUGAACAUGUGCAUGAGGGUUACGAGAAGGACUGGUGGGAGUACUCGGAGCCCUAGUAGGGACACGGCCUUCCCUCAUGCCGGUGCAGCAGCGGCGUCCUGUCUGCCACUCCCUAGUCCUGCGCUGGGGCCUCGGUGUGCGUUUGUGUGUGUGGUGGCAGGUGAAGGUGAGCGUGCCUCCCGUGCGAGUGCCCUGUACAUCCAGACACUCCCUUCCUCCUCCUCCCUCUCCUCCUCCUCCUUCUCCUCCAGAGUCACCGUAUCAACUGGGGCCCACCAUUGGUCUUCACAGCUACUGUUUUAAGUGCUCUCCCCCGAGGAACGAUACCCCCCAUUAGGAACUCUUAGUAAUUAUUCAUAGACGAGAAAGUUAUUGAGAGUGAUUGAGGUUUUAGAGAAGAGGCUCUGAGAGUACUACUAGUUGUUCCUAACAUUCCUCACACGUCAGUAACCCAGAGUCAGGUGUGGAGUGUGUUGUUCUUCUUAUUAUUUGUAUGCUUGUAUAUUGGAGUGUUUACAGUGUUUGUGUUGGCCGCCCGCCCAUGAUGGGCUGUCUGCCACUCAGGCCUGGCCUUUGUAUUGGUUAUGGCAAAUUAUAUGUAUUUGUUUUGAGUACUCCUGGCAUAUGAGUGUUGUGCCAGCACACCCGUAGUUCUGUUUGGUACUCAUAUUUUGACAAGUUUGGCAGCAUUAUGUUUACCACACUUUCAAGUCCUUUUUUUCACUACUAUUAUUAUCCCCAUAAACUCAGGUUCAUGUACAGACAGAACUGCAUGUUCAAAAUUCUUACUAAUCACCUUUUCUAAUCCUGAUAAGGUAGAUUGAGAAACAGCCCAUCUCGUAUUCAGUCCAGCCAGGAAUCAGAAACACCUCCAGUUAAAUUUACGGCCAUCAGUGCAGCUGGUAUGAUUGUUUAUUAGGUCAUAUUUAUUUCCUGCUUUGAGGAAUGAAAAGGGAAUACUGAAAUAUUAUUAUUUGAGAAGAGCACAGAAUUUUAGCAUGUCUGUUGUCUCAAUAAUUGAUGUAAUAAAAGUCAUGCACUAGCGAGGCUGGCUUUCCUUGUGCCAGUUUUCAGCAACCUUUACUGAAAUAUCUUAUGGUGGGGACUUCUUGGAAUGGAAGAUUCAUAUUAAAGAUCAAAUUUACAUUUGUAUGCCAAGUGCACAUAUAGCAAGAGCUUGGUGUGUUGCAGUGCCAUUGAAAAAAAAGUGCAUAAUUAUGUGGAUAACUAGAUGAGGUAUUUCCAUUGUGAUCCAGAUGACCAGUGCUGCUCCUCAUACACUAAAAUUCUGUGUUCAGGAUCUAGUUGUGUAAAGUCUCAAGAUUAUGAUGGACCAUGUUGUGUGACAGUCUGCAGCUCAAUAUUUAUAUUAGAUGGGAGUUCUGAGUUCUGUACAUGUGUUCUGAAAGGUGACACAGACAUGGCUGCCUGGUUGGCUACAGUCCUGAGCAGCUGGCAGCUUUGGGGUGACUGUUAGCCUGACUGGCAGAGAUGAGUGGCAGAGGGCGUGUUUUCACUUCAUACACAUCUGUCAAAAAAAUAUUCAUAGCAGUAACAAAACACUUAAAAGACUAAGCUGAGAUAUGAAAAAGAACUAAUGUCAAUGUGAAGGUUUUUCAGUCUUCAUUUCGACACAAUGGUUUGUACUCGUGUAAAUGUCAGUCUUCUUUAAAAAUCAACUGAGGAAUUAAUUUGAAUGUUCAAAGAAAAAUAUAUAUACAAAAGUAAACCCCUGCAAUUGAUCUAAAAAAUCAUUCCAAACUUAUUUUCACAGCAGUAUAAUCAAGCUAAAUUUUUCCCAGCCAAAUUAAUUUUUUCCUGGCAUGAGUCGUGAUUGAAGGGUGUGUGUGAAGCGGCCAACAUGCCCCUCACAGGUAGUUUUGUGCCUCAGAUAGAGGAGUGGGGUAGUCAGUCAGUCCAUUUUGUUCACUGAAUAUCAUAGCUAGGUUGUUCUAUACUGCAGGAAAGGUAACGAGAAUAGAUACCCGACAGCUAAUAGGACGCGCAGCAACAUGGGUGAGUUACUUCGUGAAUGCAAUUUGUACAUAGCAGUUCUAUUUUCAGUCUGGCAUAGUGUUGGCAAGUACUCAGUCGAGGAAUUACGUAUAUUCUAUGAAUCUCGUGCUUUUCCCAUUGAAUUGUUAAUUUAGAUUCAUAGACAAUUAGUUGGUUGAUUGCCUGAGUUGCUUGAAAACUAAUGGAAAAAAAAGCAUACAAAAUACAUGCAAUUAAGGAAAAAAAGACAGCAUGUGCUGGUUAUAAUGACUCACAAUGCCACAAAUUUGUUUUGAAGUGGACGUAACUUGGAAACUUUAGCCUGAAACAAUAUUCUCAGCAAGGGUUAGACAGCUGGCGCCACUCUAAGAGCUCUUUACACUCCUAGCAGUGGUGCCUGUGUGGCUGCGACUCAGUAUUAACCUUUGAGAGGACUUAUUGUCUGCAUCAGUUGACUUAAUUCAUCACACGGUACUCGGCACUCUGUAUCAGUUCAUCCUUGUGCCUGUGUUUGUGCUGCAUGGGCAAAACCUGCAUGGCAUUACCAGGCUCCAACAUUUUGUACAUUGUGUGCCUUGACCUAGUUUAUACAUAUAUACCUUGUUUUCUACUGCUGUCACAAAGAUCUGGCUAACGAGGUGAUGUCAACUGUGCAAACCAGCAAGCGAGUCGGGCAAGUGCACCGCGCGUUUCAGGUGGUGCCGCCCUGGCUUGGCUCAAAACUCAGUGGUGCCUGUGGAAGUGGCUUGAAUCAUCCACCAAAAUAGUACAUCUGAAGAAAGAGAACAACAGGAAACAAUGCCAUUUCAUACUUCUAAGCAUAAAUACAAAGUGUCACAUGUUUCAUCAAGUUGUUGUUGCUUAGACGGAAUCUAGAAGCCUUUGCAAGUGGGUCUUGUGUUCCUACUUACUGGUGUUGCCUGAGAGGUGUGUGAGGUAGUCAUGAACGCCACUCCUUCACGACAUCAUCUUUAGUUCGGUGUAAGUCGUGGUCAAACCACAACCUCAUAAUCACUGUAUAGACACUUGAACCACCAGUUACUAGUGAAGACAUUUAUUGUUUUAAGUUUGAAAACAUCUGUACAGUUCUUUUAUAAAAUUAUUUUAUUUUACCAAUAUGGAAAAAUAGCUUUUUCUCAUAUAUAUCAUAAUUAUGUUGACUCAGCAUAACUCUGUGAUUUUCAGAACUUUUUGACAGGCUUGUAUGUUUCUGCAGUAGUGUUUGCCACACUGCUUUCUGUACUGGUAAGUUGUCCACGGAAGUGAAUUGAUGUUGUCCGUCUGGCUCUGUUGUGUCCCGGCAGUAGGGUGUGCCGGGCAGGAUGUGGCCAGAGCCUCCUUGUACCAAAAUUGGUGGUGUGAUGUGCUCCCAAAGUGCUUGUCAAGAAGUUCUGGUGUAUAGUUUUAGAGUAUUAAAGUGCUCUGGUUCAAUUAAAAGGAUCAAUGAGAUUUCAUUAAAUUGUAGUGAUAUUAUUGUGCUUACCUGCCUUGAGAAUAGUGGUUGGCCGUUGUGUGGCAGUGGUAGGGAGUGUAUCUAUGGCUGAUGCUUCAACUUUGGUAUGUUUUAUACAGGGAUAAACAAUUCUGGAUCACAGUUAACAUGAGUGAAUGGGGUUAUUAUACAUUUACUGAGGCAUAGCAGGAAGCUACUCUACCAACCACUUUUUAUUUCACAAACAUAUGUAAAUACAGAAAAAAAAUAUAUAGAUAUUAUAUAGUGUGAAUUUUCUUAGGAAUUACAAUGAAUGAAAAAAAUGAAAUGUGUCUUGAGCUUCCUCCAUGAUUGCAUGAGUUGCUUGAAAUUUUAAUACUGUUUUUUUUCUCUUGUGGUCUGUAAAAGCUGGAGUGAAGGUGUGUACAAGGUGCCACUCAGGCUCUGUGGCACACGCUCCCUCACGGGCAUGUGGCACAUGUCCGUCACCUGGCCACAGAAGGCUUGCUGGCCAUGUGUUGCUGUGGAGAGCUUGAUGUACCCUGUGGUGUACGGUUGACAGUUGUGCGCAGCCUUGCAUUCAGUGCAGGGAAUGAUCUACCCUGGAGAAUGACAUUGAGGUAUAAAGAAGUACAGCAGAUAUUUUUUCUUUCUUUUUCUUCAUGUUAGUAUUUGAUAAACAUUGUUUUUGAACAAUAAUAGUUACUGUAAACAAUAUAGUUUGCUUAUAUUCUAUUCACUACCCAUUAAUACCUUCAAAUGUAAUAACUUUUGUUGUAAUUAGUUCAGUAAAUAGUUGUUUUCUGUAUUUUCGAAGUGGAAGUAAACAAGUAUUCUUGCUUUGAUAAAAGUACAAUUUUAUACCUCAGGUCAAUCUCCCUGAGUAUUUUUCCCCUGAACUGGACAGGGGCGUAUUAUUUGCAAACCUACCCUAUAAGAGAGUGUAGUAACACAAGAAAGGAACAUAACAUCCAACAAGACCAAUGACAGUGUUAGUGUUUAUUAAGUACUAGUUACCUUAGUCCUUGUUUUCCAGUGUACUGUAUACUACAGGGAAAAUAAUAGUUUGUUAUUGCAAGCUCAGAAUCACUUUCUAGUUUCACGUUAUGUACAGCGCAUAUCACAUAGUGUAAAGAGGAGGAACAGUACCAUAAACAUUUUGUAUGCACUUUAUAAAGUUUUUGUAUCAGCUUACCGUAUGGCAUGAGGUUAAUUUUUGUGCUUGUUGUCAUGAUUCAGAGGCAGAGUUCACCAAUGCCGCAGUAGUCGUCUCUCCCUGUGUGUUGCCAUGAGUUGAGCUUAGAGUGUCACUAUCAACACCCCAUCUCAGUAACACGUGUCUGCCAGUUUGCACACACACAGGCGGCACUUACAUCACGAAAAAUGCUAUUCUGCAAACUAAACUGAGGUAUAAGAUUCACCUGUUGUCAAAAUAAGAACAUUGCCAAUCAUUAUUCUGACAAUAGUGAAUUUUCAUAUGAGUAGUUUGGACUGGUGCAUACAAACUGACAAACACACCCUAACAACAUCCCAUCUUGCGUAAACGGGCACUGCAGGAACCGCCAUCGCCAAGGGGACUAUUUCACCUUGUUUUUGUUCAUUAGUUUUUGUGUACGUUUGACAUGUGGGCGCGUUGGUCUGGUGGAUCAGAGCGUCAAGUCACGGAAGUGCAGAGCCAAGGCAGGAAAGUUUUAACCUCAGUGACGCCUUGCGAACAGGUUUCACUCAAUGGGCAAGCUUCCGAGUGACUCCCUGUUACUAGUAGACUACCAUGAGUCAGUGCUGAGACCCGGACUUUUUAUUAUUGUCAUACGUGAUUUACAAAUAAAAAAAUAAAAUCGCCAGGCCCAGGGCAAAAAAGUUCUAAUGAUCUUAAUGGUGUGUGAACAAGUUUUACUCAAUGGGUAAACUCCCAAGCAGUUCCCUGCCUAGAAGUAGAAAUAAAAUCCACCCUUUCUAAAUUUGUUGAUGACACUAAAGUGAGUAAGAAGGUCCUCAUGGUGGCUGACAGAAAUUAUCCAAAAUGACUAACCAGAUUGUUGUCUAAAAAGUGGCAAAUAUCCUUUGACCUUGGGCCCAUAAAUAUCAACCAUAAGAUUCAACAUGCAAAGGAAGCUUCUUGAGUAGGAGGCGUAAGCUUGAGAGGCGCAGAUGCAAGGUGGGGUCUGCAGAGCCAUUGCCAAGAUGUCCCUCCCUCCAGCUCUGCCCUGCUGUUGUUCAUUUUUACUCUCCAGCCCCACUGAGGUUUAGGUCAGUAUUCUCAGAUGCUUCUGCCUCUCACAUCAACUAUUUCCAAAGGCUAAAAUGGAGAUUAAUUGUGAUCUCUUGAGUGUUUUUUUCAUGUUCAUGGUACAGAAUCUUUGUCAAUAUCACCUGGGUCAUAAAAGUACCCAUGGAAAUGCCCUCAGCUCCUUUCAAAGCCAUUUCGAAUGUGUGUGCUUGGGCGCCACAAUGUUUUAAGAAUAUUAACCCUUUCUCGUCUGGGCCGUCUGUGAGAACACUUUUCUCGCGACCCACGCUGGCUGGAAUUUCAACCAGUUGCAUAGAGAUGUUUUACUUCUAAUGCUCAUAGCAAAAACUUUUCAUCAUAAAAAGCUCAUUUAGGUGUCCUUUUAAGGCUAGUAAUUAUGUCAUCUUUUGCAAUAGCCAGAACUGAAAAAUCUACAAGGUAUAAUGCCAAAACUGUAAGUUGAAUUUAGCAAACUGGCAAAAUUUUUAUACGUUACUCAAAACAAACUCUGCCCUCUCAAAAAUUAUUCAACUUUGAAAAUUUCCAAUAAAUAUUUAGGAAUAUGAGAAGAAAUAUGAACACUUCCUCGGAUAGGUCACAUAUGCAUUACUCCUCAUGAUGGAAACAAAUGCUACACUAAAUUCUUCAUUGUCCCACAAUCUGCCUGCCACCUUCACUCUGACCCCAUGAGGACAAGCUACAAGUAUCAAGCAAGCUAUACACUUGGUUCGUCAUACAACAUUUUACAACUGGAGAUAUUUUAUUUUUAUUAUUUAAGAAAACUUUUCUGGAUGACGAUGAAAGUCGUCAUCCUGACGUCUGCAUCAAAAGAUCCCAUGACGAGGAAAGUUGCAUUGGAACAAGAAAGCAUUUCAAGGGCAAAAACAAAAAGUAAAACAACAAAGAAAGCCUGCUAAGCACUGCUCCUAGAAAAGUAAACACAAACGUGGCCAGGAGAGAGUUAAGUUUAAGCCCUUGUUUUUAUUUUUCUGUUGUAUUUUCCAAAGUACUAAUUAGAACAGUGCAGACAGGCUGACGGACGUGCUGUAGCGAUGGUGACCUGCAGUGCUUCUCUCCAUACUGAAUUAUUUCCUUUUGUUUGAAGAUUGUAGUUAACACUGUACAUAAGGGAGCAAGUUAAGGGUACAGAGUAAGACAUUUUGGGAGAGUUUGUUGGUUUAUCUUCUUUCAUCUUGUAAGUACGUAAAUGAGGUUUAAUUUACUCCUUUUGUUAAGGGUGUGUGAAGUGAAGUUAUUGAUGUUACGUAGUGUGCCCUUCAUGCUCAUACAAUCAUACGUUCAUGACACACUAAACACAUACACUACCAAAUGAAGACAUUCAGAAAUUAGUCAUCUUAGUAAGUUAACAUUGAACACUUGACUGAUAAAGAUAUUGUACUUUUCUAACUUUUUAAUUAUUUACGUAAAUGAUGAUUAUUCUUGUCCGAUAAUUAUUUAUGUAACAGUCAUACACACACACACACACACACACACACACAGGCAACUUCAAACUAUCACAGUAUUUCCUUAUCAGCUUGAGGGAUCAGAGAUGUGGCCUUAGUAGGUGUGAUGCGGCUCUGCCAGCCACACCCUGUCACCCUUACUGUAAUGGGGAAAAAUUUCAACUCAUCACAAGUAUUUUGCUUUUUGCCAGCCCUCUGUGCUAUUUGUUACACACACACACACACACACAUACAUAUACACACAUUGUUUUUGGACACACACACAAACACACAAACACUUGCAUUCAACUAUCACACUAGCACACAAAAAUAUCCAUUCAUCUAUCAUAGACACACUCACUCACCCACACAUUCACUCACUCACUCGCAGACUCAUAAAACAAACAGCAGCUUUCACUAUUAGGCAAAAAAAGAAUUAAAUUAGGCUCACCAUACAGGGAAAGAAAAUACAAAACAACAAAAAAAAAGCUCAUUGUCCAUUUGAAGAUGUUACGUUGUCAUGCCAAUUUCGUGGUUAUGUUAGCCAAGCGAUAUGUUGAGUUAAAAAAAAAAAUGUAAACCUAUAUUUCUUGUCAACCGUUUACCCCACUUCUCCUCCUCCUCCUCCUCUUCAUUGCCUUUCUCAAAUUCACCUAAUUCUGAUAUAUUCCUCAUAGUAUUUUUCUUCUAAUAUUACCAAUCUAUUUCUUGCCAACCUUUUUUCCCCACUCCUGCUUCUCUCUCCCCUUCCUCUGCCUUCUUUUCAUAAUCAUCACUGCCUUUCUCAUACUCAUAUAAUCCUAAUGUAUUCCUCAUAAUAUUUUUUUUCUAAUGUUACCAACCUGUAUUUCUUCUCAACCCUUUACCUCACUCCUGCUUCUUCUCUUCCUCAUCUUUUUCUUCCUCUUCCUUCAUCUUCUCAUCAUCAUUGUCUUCCUUAUACUCAUCCAGUCUUAAAUUCCUCACUCUCUUGAAUCUUACAUUACCUGUCCAUUUUUCUCAUAACCCUUUUCCCUUCCUUUCCUUUCCUUUGUAAUACUCAUUUAUCCAUUAUCAGACUCCUUAUUUCUUUAUUUAUUAACCCAAUGCGGGAUUUUCAAAGCUGGUUUUAUGCAGAGGGCAACACUAGUUAUUGAUCCCCUUGUGUGGAGUUCAGUCACUUGCUCCAAACAGAGGCCAAUAAAUAUACAGUGUUUCUUAGUGUGUGUGGUGUUAGAUUGUUUAUGAUUUAGUUUCCCAUCCAUACAGUCUUGAUACAUCCACAUCACAGCCUUACAACCCUGUUUAUACUCAGUUUUAUACUCUACAUCCUCUCCCUUUGUUAUAUAUUAUCUACACCCCUUUCCUCUCAUUUUGAUAUGUUUUUCUUGUUUCCACUAAUCUUUGCUCCAUAUCUUCUUUCUCGUACAUCCUGUUUUUUUAUCAUUCCCUUCCUGUAUUCCAUUUUAUCUCACUGCCUUCUGCUUUCCUUUGUUCUUUCAUAUACACACACACACAUACUACCUCCUCUUGUAUCUUUUAUCACCUCUAUUCUACUCCACAUUCACACAUAUAUUCUCCUGCCACUCCUUAAUUACUCCUAUCUCUUACACAUCCAUAUCCUCCUCCUCCUCCUCCCACACCCUACCACAUCCCUCUCAACCCCUGCCCCCUCCUCUCACUCCUUUUCUAGUCGGCCGCCCAUGAAAUAACAUUAAUAUUAACUGUAAACUAAACUAACCGAGUAACUAACCUAACCUACUUCGGAUCAUGAAUUGCUGUUCGGUCCACACACAUUAUGCUGUUACUGUGCUGGGCUGAGCCAAUACCACCAGCACCCCAGCUAACAGGCCCUCCCAGCAGUGCCAGAGCCAGUGGUGUGUGCAUGUGGUUGUGGUAAUACAGUGUGUGAACGUGUGUACAUAUUACCGAGAAAUAUAUUAGUCAACUUUA
Molecule: messenger RNA, 10442 nt
Organism: Eriocheir sinensis (Chinese mitten crab)
Lineage: Eukaryota; Metazoa; Arthropoda; Malacostraca; Decapoda; Varunidae
Gene: ari-1
Product: E3 ubiquitin-protein ligase arih1-like
Exons: 9
Coding region: 82-1467 (461 amino acids)
Biological process (GO): positive regulation of proteasomal ubiquitin-dependent protein catabolic process; ubiquitin-dependent protein catabolic process; protein polyubiquitination
Cellular component (GO): ubiquitin ligase complex; nucleus; cytoplasm
Molecular function (GO): zinc ion binding; ubiquitin protein ligase activity; ubiquitin conjugating enzyme binding
Source: RefSeq, a predicted model, not a curated record